CGUGGGCAGUCCUCUCGGUACCACAAUUCUUCAGCUUGUGGACCGGGACGGGAAGCUUAGAGAUGUAUAAAAUUCAAUUUCUUGCUGUCCUUUGAGUUUCAUUUCUAGCAAUUUACAGAUAUGAGUACAAGUAAGGAGCUGAAAGCUCCAACGAAGAGCACAAAAGAGGAUCAAGUGCAGUCCUCUGAAUAUCCUCAGGAUAAUGGCCUCAAUCACCUUGUCAAUGAGCAAACAGCCAAGGACACAUGGAUGGUGCUACUUGUAUUCCGUUGUAUUAAUGCUGCUCUUAUUUGGACCUUCUUCCAGCCAGAUGAAUAUUUUCAGUCUUUAGAGCCAGCAUGGCAAAUGGCUUUCGGGCCACAAAGUGGAGCAUGGAUCACAUGGGAAUGGCAUCACCAAUUACGCUCGUCACUGCAUCCAGCACUGUUCGCAGUAAUCUACUAUGGCGCAGACAAGGCCAUGCAGUUUUUGUCAUUCUUCCCUCAGUUCCGGGGCAUGCUUUUAGCUAUUCUACCAAAUAUCGUCCAAGCCUACUUUGCUGCUUUGAGCGACUACUAUACAUGGCAACUUUCUGAACGAAUCUAUGGUACGGGAAGCAAUGCACCAUGGGUAGCUAUCAUGAUGAGUGCUCUAAGCCCUUGGAAUUGGUUCUGUUCAACAAGAACAUUUUCAAAUUCUCUUGAGACAACAUUGACCAUUGUUGCCAUGUACUUCUGGCCGUGGAAAAUCUCAUCGGAUUCAGUGCUUGGAGCUGGCAGUGAUCUCUCCCAAUCAAAUGACGAUGAAGAACAAACGACCAGCUCUGCCAGGGAAUCUGAGUCAGGGGUCUUCGGUACUGCGAAGUCUGUCAACCACCUCCGUAUUGCGUUGUUACUUGCUGGUACAGCAUGUAUACUUCGACCAACAAAUCUUCUGAUAUGGUUCUGCGUCAUCGUGCCAAUAAUCUCGGGCAUGCUGUCAGGCACCCGAGGACCUUUUGCAGACUACAUGAUUCUCCUCCGUGAGGCUGUGCUCUGUGGCUCUGCAGUACUGCUUGUCUCUGCUCUAUCAGAUUACUACUACUUCGGCGAAUGGACGUUCCCUCCCUAUCAGUGGCUACAUUUCAACAUCAGCCAAGAUCUCGCGGUCUUUUAUGGCCGCAAUGAUUGGCACUACUAUCUCUCUCAAGGACUUCCUCUACUCUUGACUACCAGUCUACCAUUCGGCCUAAUAACUCUAUACCAGACGAGUGCACUUCCAACAUCCAAUAUCCGCUUUAUUUUCACUACCGCUAUUCUCCUGACUCUCACGACCCUCUCAAUCGUCUCCCACAAAGAAGUCCGAUUCAUCUAUCCUCUCCUCCCACUACUCCACAUCAUCACGGCACCGACCAUCGCCGCCUACUUCUUCAAAACAGUCACCACACCACCGCCCCCAAAAUCCCUAGACCGUACCCCUAAAAGCUCCACCACCACCCUCCACAAAGCCCUUCUUUACACUCUCCUCACCCUCAACCUCCUCAUCGCAGGCUACACCACAAUCUUCCACCAACGCGGCGUAAUCUCCGUCACCAAAUUCCUCCGCAACGAAUACGAACUCCUCGCUCUCGACGGCCGCGGCCGUCUCCUCUCCGACCCAGACGCAGGAAUCGACGACGACCGAACCAAGAAAACAGACUACUCCGACUCGGAAACCUUCGCCGCUUUCCUCAUGCCGUGCCACUCGACUCCUUGGCGCAGCCAACUCUUCCACUCUGGCCUCAAAGCCUGGGCUCUGAGUUGCGAGCCACCCAUUCAUUUGGCGGCGUAUAGUGAGGAGAGGGAAGCGUAUCGAGAUGAGGCUGAUAGGUUUUAUGAUGAUCCGGUCAAGUUCUUGAAGGAGGAGGUGGGAACGAAGGAUAAGCCGUGGCCGAGGUAUGUGGUUGGGUUUGAGGGGAUUGAGGGUCCGUUGAAGGAGUAUUAUGAGGGAGAGAUGAAGGGACAUAAGGUGCAGGAGAGGUGGAGGACUUUUAACAGUCAUUGGCAUGAUGAUAGUAGGCGGCGAGGAGAUGUUGUUGUUUGGGAAUUUGUGGGUGGAAGCCAGAACUGAGUCGAAAUUACAGUUUGAUGUGUAUGUUUAUGUUUAGGUGUGGAUGGUGCCUGUACUAGUGUAAGCAUUCAUUAUAGGAUUUUAGUUACAGGUUUAUGGACCUUAGAUCAAUAAAAAGUCCUGGAG
Messenger RNA from Mollisia scopiformis, 2193 nucleotides. RefSeq lists its product as uncharacterized. Gene Ontology annotation, cellular component: endoplasmic reticulum membrane. Lineage: Eukaryota; Fungi; Ascomycota; Leotiomycetes; Helotiales; Mollisiaceae. The record is from RefSeq and is a predicted model, not a curated record. The coding region runs from base 121 to 2067 and encodes 648 amino acids. Gene Ontology annotation, molecular function: alpha-1,2-mannosyltransferase activity. The transcript is spliced from 4 exons. Gene Ontology annotation, biological process: GPI anchor biosynthetic process.